Chenopodium quinoa (quinoa) is the source of this 1449-nucleotide messenger RNA. Its product is annotated as hydroxyethylthiazole kinase-like. Gene Ontology annotation, molecular function: ATP binding; hydroxyethylthiazole kinase activity; magnesium ion binding. The record is from RefSeq and is a predicted model, not a curated record. The coding region runs from base 118 to 951 and encodes 277 amino acids. Lineage: Eukaryota; Viridiplantae; Streptophyta; Magnoliopsida; Caryophyllales; Amaranthaceae. Gene Ontology annotation, biological process: thiamine biosynthetic process. The transcript is spliced from 2 exons.
CUGUGUACAGCACGGUGCAGGGAGAAGAAUUACCCCUUAGCUUGUCCUAUAUAAAGCCACAACCAACAAAAGAAAAAUAAAGGUGGAAUAGCCAAAUAGAGAAAGAGAUCCAAUAAAAUGGAGAAGCAAGAAACACAGCCAAAAGAAUGGUCCCAAAAAUCAUGGGAAACCCUCUCAAAAGUACGCAAAAACUCACCAUUAAUCCAAUGCAUAACCAACUUCGUAUCAAUGGAUUUAGCAGCAAACACCCUCUUAGCAGCCGGAGCUUCGCCUGCUAUGCUUCAUUCAUUCGAUGAAAUCCCUGAUUUCACCCCACAAGUUGCCGCCCUUUACAUCAACGUCGGCACACUCACCGCAUCUACUUUGCCGGCGAUGAAAUCCGCCGCAGAAAUCGCCGUGAAAAAUGGGAAGCCUUGGGUGUUUGACCCUGUUGCUGCUGGUUGUUCCAGUUUCCGGUUAAGGGCUUGUUUGGACUUGCUUUUGUUGAAGCCUACUGUUGUUAGGGGUAAUGGGUCUGAGAUUAUUGCUCUUUCUCGUGCUUCUUUUGGUGAUACUAAGGGUGCAGAUAGCGUGCAUGAAUCGAUGGAUGCUCUAGAAGCUGCAAAAUCACUGGCUCUAAAAACUGGUGCUGUUGUUGCCGUGACUGGAGCUGUGGAUAUUGUCACAGAUGGGAAACAAGUAAUUGGUGCACGCAACGGAGUGCAGAUGUUGCAAAAGAUAACAGCAACGGGGUGCUCUGUCACUGCACUAAUUUCUGCCUUUGUUGCUGUUGAUCCAACUCAUGCAUUUGAAGCUACAGUUGCAGCAUUAUCUGUAUUUGGCAUUGCUGGUGAGCUGGGUAUGCAGGAUGCAAAAGGUCCAGCUUCAUUGCGUGUUAACUUGAUUGAUUCAUUAUAUGGGCUUGAUCAAGAGAGCAUACUUCAGCAUGCUAAAAUAUCCUCAUUAUCUUGAUGCAGAAAGAGAUUUUAAUUGGUAAUAUUCUUUCAGAUUAGUUAUAUCCUUGCUUAGAAAGCCUAUUCUAUCAAAAUAAAGUUAAUCGAAACCAUAUCUAACUUUUGUUUUGAUCUCACAAAACCACCCAAGAUCAUUCUAUAGAAAACUGCAAAGUUAACCUACGCUUGAGGUGUUAUUCAGAUAACGAACCUUAAGUGAAAUUAUGAUAUGACGGGCUGUGGGAGCUGUGAACAUACAAUAAAAGUUUGACAUGAUUUUUUUUUUUUUGUUUCUUUUUGUUUUUUGUUUUUUCAUCUUUUCUUUUCUUUAGGAUCAAGAUGGUUUGGGAAUAGACCCUUCACUCUAGGGUGAUUAUUUUUUUUUUUUUUUUUUUAUUUUUUUUAUUGUAAAUUUUAUUAUUUCUCCUAUUCUCUUUACACAAUAAUAAUGUUGCAGAUAUGUACAGCACAUUUUUAUCUACAGUGAAAGUCAACUUAGUACGCAUGUUUUAUCUCA